Molecule: messenger RNA, 2973 nt
Organism: Colletes gigas
Lineage: Eukaryota; Metazoa; Arthropoda; Insecta; Hymenoptera; Colletidae
Gene: Rnb
Product: armadillo repeat-containing protein 5
Exons: 6
Coding region: 85-2628 (847 amino acids)
Biological process (GO): anatomical structure morphogenesis
Cellular component (GO): cytosol
Molecular function (GO): protein binding
Source: RefSeq, a predicted model, not a curated record
CUGUCAAUUUCGUUGGCAACGCAAUUGGUUGUUUCGAUUAAAAGACUAACGAAUUUUCGUUAAUUUCUUUAUUUAUUUAAAGAAAUGUCAACUGUAGUUGAGAAAAAGGAGUAUCUGAUAUUGCACGAAUUAAUGAAACAUUUGAAAUCAGAAUCCAAAGAGGGAAUUUCAUCGUGUUUAGAACGGUUAAAAAAUGAACCAAAAUGCUGGAAGCAAUUCGCAAAAGAUGGAGGAAUGGGCAUCUUAGUAAAUUUACUUCGUUUUCAUAAUUUGAAAAUAUUAAACAUUACUCUGAGUAUUUUAGCAAAUGCAUGUAUGACUUCAGAUGCAAGGCAAAAGGUCAGAGGUUCUAAAAUAGCAAAUAAUGUAGUUUCUAUAAUAAAACAUAUUAAAUUAGAAAAUACUAUACACUGCCGUGCGUGUAGAUUAAUUGGAAAUUUAUCUGAAUGCGAUUGGCAUGCUAAAUCAUUAUGCCAAGCUGGUGCAAUCGAAGCUUUAGUUAAUCUUUUACAAUUAGAUUUAAAUAUGCAAACCUAUUUAAUGGGUGUUAGAGCCAUAAGAAAUAUUUGGAGUAUGCAUGAGAGUAGUAGAGAAAAAAUUAUAGAAUCGGAAGUUAUAUUUAGAAUUACGUGUUUGCUGGUAAGAGCAAAGGAAAAAUCAGAAACAGACUCAAAAUAUGUAGAAUUAGUAGAAACUUGUUUAAAAGCACUGUGUGCUUUUUUGGUCACGCUUGAUCUUCGAGUAGGGCAACAAAUACGAGGAGAAAAAGAUACACAAGGCUAUAAAUGCAUUAUACAAUGUUGUGAUAAAAAUAAUAAGAUGGCUGCUAAGUGUUUGUAUCUUCUUUGCCAUAUAGCAGUAUGUCGUCCUAUUUUGGGAAAUCUUGGUGCUGUUGAAACUUGUAUUACACUCAUUAACGAUCGCUCGAAACGGUGUACAGAAAUAUUAGUCAGUUUAUGUCUACUUUGUCGAGAAGCUAUUAAUCGUGCAAGAAUUAGGAUGGGAUCUGGUUUAGAAUUAAUGUUAUCUUUAUUACAAGAAAGUGAAAGAUUUCAUGACACGAUAUUACAUGCUCUUGCACAAUUUGUUUAUGAUGGUCCAAGCAUUGCAAUAUUGGUGAAACAUGGUUUACUCGAUGUUCUAGUAUUCAGGUUAAGAAGAAUGGUAACUCAAAUAAGGAAUGAAGAAAUUGUUGCCUCUAAAAAGAGGGGGAAUGAUUCACCUCCUAACAGACAAACGGAAUUUAAAUACAAUAAAAUUAAUUACGGACGAUUUAGUUCCGAUUACUAUCGCGAUGAUUGGAGUCCGGGUAGUGCUACCAGCGUUUCCAGUUCACCUCCUAGUACACCACCUUUACCUUUUUAUGAUUCUACAGAAAAUGAUGAGAAUGCGGAAGGCAAUUACAGUCCAAUUUGUAGCGAUACAGAAUUUAUGGAAAACGAAGACGAACCUCAAGAAGAGGUAGAAUCGCUAAAAAGUUAUAAAUCAGUAACUGUAGAUGUAAAAGAAGUCCAAAACUGGGAGCAUGGUUGUAAAUCGUACACUUGCGUGUGGACACUAGUAUUGUUAAGUCGAUUAAGUCAGUCGAAUCGGCCGAUCGAUAGACUGGCCGAUCGUACAACUAUCGAAGCUCUAUCAAAUUACAUUAAAUACGUCAAAGAUCCAGAGGCGCCUAAAAUUCUAGUUAAAAUUACAAGGAAUAGAGCAUAUUUAAUGCCGUUGUUAAAGCAGGGCUUCAUUUUCGUAGCGCAAACGUUAUAUGAUUCGGAACAGUACACAAGGCAUUUAUGCACGCUAGCACAAGGAGCAAUAAGGGAACUUAAAUCUAUACUACUUUAUGGAGAAGAAACUCAUAAAUUAGUAAUUGCAAUUUCGAUACCAUUCUUGAUUAAAUCUCAGGACAAUCUGGUAUAUCUGUUGAACGAUUACGGUGGUAUACCGUUAAUAUUUCGCGUGCUUUCCGAUCGGCAACAUAACCUUCACGAGCAGGCUAUUUGGUCGAUCUGUCGACUGGCGGACACUUUGCAGGUGCAGUCGGGUUUUAUAGAUAAGCUUCAAAUUUCACACAUCACCUCGACUGAUUUUCCAAGAGUGUACGAUAGCCAUCCGAAACUUACGACGGUCACAUUCGAAUUGGACGAUGGCACAACCAUAGAUGCUUGUAGGCACACGUUGUGCCAAAAGUCUGAUGCAUUUUCCGCCAUGCUUGAAGGAAACUUUUCAGAAUCUGGCAAAAAACGUGUCAAACUACGAAACACGUCGAAGGAGAGCCUGAACACGUUACUGUUAGUUAUCAAUGGAGCGAGUUUAGAAAAUACGACCAUUGAAUUAUUAUUAGAUGCCGCGUUAUUAGCUGACAAGUUUCUUAUGGACGAUAUAUCGGACAUCCUAACGAAAACCUUGCUCUCGAAGCUGAACUAUACAAAUUACGUUAGAGCGUGGAACUGGGCGAGAAUAAACUCUUGCCACGAAUUUAAGUCUUGCUGCGUAGAGAGCUUUCUUAAAGCUCCAAUGACACAGUCUGAAAGAGUGCAAGCAUUUCAUAACUUUUCUACCAAUGAAAGUUUCCAUGAAUUUUUAAACGACAUAAGAGCAAUCAUUAACAACGUUUUGUUAACAAUAAAUUAAUCCGAUAUAGUUGUGAUAUUAAUAGUAGCGAUAUAGAUGAAUAUUUGAUCGUAUAACCCACAUUCUUACAUGGGAGACACUUAAUAAGACUCUUUUAUUAUAAAACCUUUUAUUCAUUAUGUAUUCCUAUUAUACUUAUUGUGAAUAUAUUUUAAAAUAUGGAAUUGAUGUAUAUUGAUAAUUAUACAUUUUAUAGGUGUAAUUUGAUUAAAAAAAUAUAUAUUAAAACACUAAUUAUUGCGUAUACCGUGGCGAAAGUAUUUGUAAUUAAUUUGUUCGUUUUAAAUGUAUACGAGUAAAAUAUAGUAACAAUCGAAGGAACAAUAGAAAUAAUACGAAUAAAAU